Molecule: messenger RNA, 3732 nt
Organism: Nycticebus coucang (slow loris)
Lineage: Eukaryota; Metazoa; Chordata; Mammalia; Primates; Lorisidae
Gene: DGCR2
Product: DiGeorge syndrome critical region gene 2
Exons: 10
Coding region: 238-1851 (537 amino acids)
Cellular component (GO): membrane
Molecular function (GO): protein binding
Source: RefSeq, a predicted model, not a curated record
UGCGCGGAGCCGGAGCCGGAGCCGGAGCCGGAGCCGGAGCCCGACGCUACCUCUGAGUGCGCGCGAGCCCGCAACCCAGCUUCACCCCGGUCCAGUCCUACUGCGGCCUAGCCGGGACCUUCGCCCACUGCGCCUCCGCGUCCGGCUCCAGCCCGGUGCCCCCGACCCUCAGCCCGGCCCGGUCCGGCCUCCCUGCGGGGUCACACGGCCGUCCCGGGGACGAUGAACGGAGGAUAAAUGGUGCCCAAGGCAGACAGCGGCGCCUUCCUGCUGCUCUUCCUGCUGGUGCUCACCGUCACCGAGCCGCUGCGGCCAGAGCUGCGGUGCAGCCCGGGGCAGUUUGCCUGUCACAAAGGCACUAUCCAGUGUAUCCCCCUGCCCUGGCAGUGUGACGGCUGGCCAACCUGUGAGGAUGAGAGUGACGAAGCCGACUGUGCAGGGAAGGAGACUGUGGAUCCACGGCAGGGCCGGGCCAGAGGAGGUGACCCCACACAUUUCCAGGCCGUGAACGUGGCGCAGCCUGUCCGCUUUAGCAGGAAGUGCCCGACUGGGUGGCACCACUAUGAAGGCACGGCCAGCUGCUAUCGGGUCUACCUGAGUGGGGAGAACUACUGGGACGCUGCACAGACCUGCCAGCGCCUGAACGGCUCCCUUGCCACCUUCUCCACUGACCAGGAGCUGCGCUUCGUCCUGGCUCAGGAAUGGGACCAGCCCGAGCGGAGCUUCGGGUGGAAGGACCAGCGCAAGUUGUGGGUUGGCUAUCAGUAUGUCAUCACAGGCCGGAACCACUCCUUGGAAGGUCGCUGGGAGGUAGCAUUCAAAGGCUCCUCGGAGGUGUUCCUGCCCCCAGACCCCAUCUUCGCCUCGGCCAUGUCUGAGCACGACAGUGUGUUCUGCGCCCAGCUCCAGUGCUUCCACUUCCCCACUCUGCGGCACCAUGACCUCCACAGCUGGCACGCAGAGAGCUGCUACGAGAAGUCUUCGUUUCUGUGUAAAAGAAGUCAAACAUGUGUUGACAUCAAGGACAACGUGGUGGACGAAGGAUUCUACUUCACCCCCAAGGGGGACGACCCAUGCCUGAGCUGUACCUGCCACAGGGGGGAACCUGAGAUGUGCGUGGCUGCCCUCUGUGAGCGGCCCCAGGGCUGCCAGCAGUACCGAAAGGACCCCAAGGAAUGUUGCAAGUUCAUGUGCCUGGACCCAGAUGGCAGCAGCCUGUUCGACUCCAUGGCCAGCGGCAUGCGCCUGGUGGUCAGCUGCGUCUCCUCCUUCCUCAUCCUGUCGCUGCUGCUCUUCAUGGUCCACCGGCUGCGCCAGCGACGCCGGGAGCGCAUUGAGUCUCUGAUUGGAGCCAACUUGCACCACUUCAACCUCGGCCGCAGGAUCCCCGGCUUCGACUACGCCCCAGACGGCUUCGGCACAGGCCUCACCCCGCUGCACCUUUCUGACGAUGGAGAAGGCGGGACCUUCCACUUCCACGACCCUCCACCUCCCUACACAGCUUACAAGUACCCAGACAUGGAUCAGCCCGAUGACCCACCACCGCCCUACGAGGCCUCCCUCAACCCAGACAGCAUGUUCUAUGACCCUGCAGAUGACGAUGCUUUUGAGCCUGUGGAGGCCACCGUGCUGACCCCAGGGGAUGGCGGCAGUGAAGGUUCAUUGUCCCAGCGCCUGGAUCAGCCUCUGCCCACUUCAGCGGCCUCUUUGGCAGACCUAGAAGAUUCUGUUGACAGCAGCAGCGCCCUGCUUGUGCCCCCCGACCCUGCCCAGAGUGGGGGUGCCCCUGCUACAGAGGCACUGCCAGGGGGCAGCCGCCACAGCCGCAGUUCCCUCAGCACCAUGGUGUAGACGGCCUGGUCCGUGCCCAGCAGGCUGUGAGCAUCUGUCUGCUGUCAAAAAUACCAGUCCCUGUGGGAAACUUGAAGGGCCCCAGCCUCCGCCUGGACCCUGUCCACUGCUGCAUCCCCAUGAACAGGCGCUGCGCGGCCCUGGAGUAAGGAAGGCGCCAGGUUGUGCUUGCUGGCCCCUGUCAAGAGGGCCCCUUGGGACUGUGCUGUGGCAGUGAGUCUGCUUCAGGGGACACAGUCUGCUCUGGAGAUGGCCCCUGCAGCCCAGCUGUGAACAUCAGGGUCACCCUGCCCAGAGCUGGGGCUGGUCUGGGGCUCUUGCUCCUGAACCCUGAGAGAAGAGGGGCUUGGAAGGAGGUUGGACUCUGGGCUCUGUCUCUGCAUCUGGGCUCCACGAAGCUCAGCUCUAUGGCAGGAGGCCCUGUGCCUCCCACAGUCUCUCCGCAGUGCUGUGCAUGGCUCCCCCACCAGCAGCCCUGGACACUGUGCUGGGGGCCAGGGACUGAGCCAGCUCCUGCCUCUGUGCUCUAGCACUCUGGGCCCCACCUCCUAUUGAAUUGCUUCUGGGCCUGGCCCACUCCUCCCUACCCUGUUUGUGCCAUAAAGGGUCAUUUCUUUGGGGCAGGUGGCUGAAACAACACUGGGGCUCUGUGCAUCUUCUGAAAGCCUGCUCCUUGCAUACCACCCAGCCGAGGGGCCACAUGUGCACCCCUCCCCCCUUAGCAGCUCUGGGUGCUGGGUGCCGGGUGCCCUGCCUGGGGCCCGCUGCCUGCUCCUAGGCAAUGGUCCUUGAGGUUUGGAGAUUAAGCAGGUUCUGUGCGAUUUUUAGCACAUUCAUAUCUUUUCUACGUUGAAUGUCUGGGUCGUGUGUGUGUGUGUGUGUGUGUGUGUGUGUGUGCGCGCGCACGCAUGUGUGCAUAUGUGGCUGUGUGGCUGUGGUGAUGGUAGUGCAGGUUGGGGGCCUCCCGCUCCCCUGGGCCAUCAUGUCUGCCUCUGCCGCCCCCUUUCCUGUGUCUCACUCACAGUCUUUCCAGACCAGCAAGGACAGCCAGAGAGGCUGAGGUGUGUGGUGCUUUGGUGACGGGUUCUGUACAGUCCUCUGCUGGCCUGGUUUUUCCACCCCUAUGGAAGGACAAUCUAGAGCUCUCCCUGGGCUUGGCCAGCCUGAUCCUGGAGGCUGUGCUUCCCUUACUGAAGGGAUUCUACUUUGUCCAUAAUUGAGUCCCGGCCACAGGGCUCACGUCAGCUGCUGAGGACAAAGCAGGAAGCAGAUCAUGCUCCCCAUGUGUCAGGCUGCAGAGCAACAGUCACAAGUGUCACUUGUGUCAGGUAACCCGCAGAGAUCCUGGAGGGCAGCUGGCAUGAGGUGUGUGGGACUCGGAAGCUACCUUUGGGGACCGAAGGACUGUUGGGGCCAGUCAGGCAUCCAGGAGGCAGUGAAGAAGAGGGCCCAUGGAUGCUGCAGAGGGUGGGCUUGCUCUGGACUGUCAAGUUUUGGUCCAAGGGUGCUCACUUGGGUUGCUAGGUGGUCUGGAGUCUGUCCUGUCUUUACCUGCCAUCCAGAACCUUACCCUUUGUGAGACCCGCCUGGUCCAGCCUGCCUGGGGAGGAGUCCUGAGGGAGCCCUUGCUGAGGCUGGUGUUCUUGGGAGUGGCCCCCUGCCCAGGGCUGCCUUCCCUCUGUUCCUGAGACCAGCUGCCCUGACCUGCCACAUGGGGUGGAACUGAUGCUGUAUAUCGUCUCAAUGCCUGUUUUAUGUUUUCCUUUCACUAAGGGUUUUUAGUUUGGGUUUAUUUUUGGUUGGGUUGGCACUAAUUCUUAAGAUGCUGUGAGAACUAUUUCAUCCAAAUGCCAAAUAAACUUGUGUUCUGGAAGAGGCAUG